Messenger RNA from Sordaria macrospora k-hell, 4548 nucleotides. The record is from RefSeq and is a predicted model, not a curated record. Lineage: Eukaryota; Fungi; Ascomycota; Sordariomycetes; Sordariales; Sordariaceae.
AUGGCGUUUGCCUUUGGAAACCAGUCCGGCGCGGCUGGCGGAGCUACAGAGGGUCCUGCUCUCGAAGUUAUCCAGACAGAGGGCCUCGGUUUCCUUGCCAUCAAUGGCGAGGCCAAAGUCCAACUGACUUCGAAAUGGAAUCCUGCUCCCUCUCCGACGGCAUCCCUCCUCAGCAUUGCUCCUCACAAGGGCCUCGUAGCAGCAGCUGGUCCUGAUGCCUUCAUAAUCUCCACUACCGAAUCCGUACGAAAGGGCUUCGAGGCCGAACAGCCAGCCGAGGGCGACAUCCGACCCUUCACGCCCCAGGCCACCAUCUCUAUGCCUCUCCGCAUCUCACAGCUUGCCUUUACUGCCAAUGAGAAAUACCUUGUCUUGUCCGCCGAGGAGGGUGGCGGUCUGGCAGUCUACGAUGUCGAUGCCCUUAGCAACGGCACCACACAAUCCGCCUUUGAGAUAACCACCAACGGCGAAGCCCUUCGUUCUCUGAUACCCAAUCCGGCCCCCGAAUUCGCCCACUUCUGUGCAGUUAUCACCACCAAUGGCAACCUAUACAUGGCCAACUUGAAUGAGCGUCAACUUGUUUCGGGAGCCAACGGCCCAACGUUACGGCCCCAGGUUAGCUGUGCAUCAUGGAGCACCCGAGGAAAGCAGCUGGUGGCCGGCAUGGCGGACGGUUCCAUCAUUCAAAUGACUCCGGACGGUGCUGAGAAGGCGCAUAUUCCCAAGCCCCCUAGUCUGGGAGACUACCAUGUGUCUUCGCUGGCGUGGCUCGAGAACCACCUGUUCCUGGCAAUUCACAACCCUACAAGCGGCCAGGAUCCGUCUGUAUACCAUAUUAUCACACGCCACCAGCAGCCUAACGCGCAAGCCACCUUUACCUACAACAAGAUGACAGACCCCGUCGAGCCAUUUGGGGCGGAAAAGCCUCCUCACCAUACAGUAUUGCGGUUGAAAGACUUCCCUCCGAACAUUACCGAUCUUCUUCUGGUGUCCUCAACUGCUACUGACAGCACUGGCCUCCUCACCCGCUCAAAGACUCCUUUGGCUGGCGACAAACCGGUCGUGAAUGCCUUUACCACAACGGAAUUCGCCGAUGACACUAAGCGCGCCCUUCUCCCUAUGAGUGAGGAUAUGACGGAAACCUUCCCCGUUGGUACUGCCCUGGACUUGUCUUCCAAAGACAAGGUAUAUAAGCCCAUCCCCACGGACGAAAUUAACGAGUCCCCCGGCCCCCUGCCCGGCCUUUGGGUACUAAAUAACGACGGUGUCCUCUCGGCUUGGUGGGUGGUCUAUAACGAAUCUAUCCGUAGCGGCGUGACGUACCCUGGUCUUGCUGUCAUGGAUAGCAACAAGCCUGCGCAGGCUGCUCAACAAGCGCAACCUCAAUCUGCAUUUGGCACGUCUACUACGGCUGCGCCGGCGUUUGGCUCCUCGGCGUUCGGUGCUGCCCCAUCUCUCGGGGCAAAGACAUCUCCCUGGGGCGGCGGUGGUGCAGUGGCCCCGGCAUUCGGCUCCAGCAGCUUUGGAAGUGCUCCGGCUGCUGCUGCUCCCGCUUUCGGCGCCCCGAGUGCGAUUGGAGGCCCAACGGCGGCUCCUGCUUUUGGCCAGUCGUCCAUGAUUGGCAUGGGUGUCAAGGCGUCUCCAUGGGCCGCUGGUGCUGCUGGCACCGGAUCCGCGGGAGCUUCAGGUAAGGUCUUUGGCAGCGGUGCUGCUGCCUCAUCAUCCGGUGGGUUUGCCAGUUUUGCGAAUAAGCCUACUCCCUUUACUAGUUUUGCGGGGAAGUCGGAAGGCACCCCAUUCGCCGCGCUCGCCGGUAACAAUUCCGGCGGUAGCAUCUUCGGGUCAAAGCCCGCUGAAUCCAAGACCAUUGAGGUCUCUAUGGAUACCGAGACGGCUUUCCCUCCUCCUGCUGCUAAACCCGCGGGAGGCUCUCCCUUUGGAUCAUCUCCCUUUGUGCUUGGAACUACUUUCAAGGCUGACCCCAAGACUGCCAACGACAACGAGGAUACUUCGGAGAAGAAGGGUGGCUCUAUGUUUGGCAGUGGAUUCGGUCUGUCACUGAACGAGCCUGCCGCUUCGGAAACCAAGGAUGAGGCCAUGGAGAGCGCGGCCCCUACGCCGGUUACCGAGAAGCCCAAGUCGAUCUUCAACGUAGAGUCCACAACACCCGCCGGUACCCCUGCGUCCAACAACAUCUUUGGUACUCCCAAGCCCGCUGGCAGCGGUCUGUCCAAUGUGUUUGGAGCGCCCAAGACUGAGGAGUCCAAGCCCAAGCCAAUUACCGAUCUGUUUGGAAAGCCGAAGACUGAGGAUGGUGCGGCCAAGCCUAAUCCGUUUGCUGCGCCUCUUAAGUCUGAGGCAAAGCCCAACCCGUUCGCUACGCCCCUCAAGUCGGAGACGGAGCCGAAAUCGUUCGCGGAUGUUCUUAAGGCGGCCAAAUCCCCCGAGAUCAAGGACGAAGACGCAGAAGACAAGGAGAACCUCGCCAAUAUCCCGGAGGCACCCCUACCCCCCGAGACUACUAGUAAGACGGACUUCCUUCCAGGUGAAUCAUCGGCAUCUUCAAUAGCUGACCCACUAGAAACAGCUCCCAAGGUUAAGAGCGACGAUGCUCCUCUGCCGCCGGAUUUCUUGUCAAGCAAGCCUAAGCCUGCUGAUAGGAAGGCAGAGGAUGCACCGCUGCCUCCCGAUUUCACGAGCAAGACCCAGGAUCUUCCCAAGUUGCCUCAUGUUCCUUGGAGCCCGAACAAGGAGGAGGAGGAGGAGGAGGAGAGCGAUCUGGAGGAGGGUGAAGUUGAGGAUGAGGAAGGAGAGGAGCACGAUGAGAACUCGGACGAUUAUGAGGAUGAGGAAGAGGGGGAUGAGGAGGAGCAUGGUAGUGAGGAAGACGAGGAACGGAGCGACGAAGACGAAGAGGAGGAACACAGUGAUGAGGAUGAUGAUCGCUCGGAGGCGGCCAGUGAGGGUAGCGGUGUCGAUGUCUCUAAGGAACUCGACCAGACGACGACCUCCGUCCACUUCGAAAACGGCAGCCCACGCUACCAAUCCCGGAACAUCUUUGGCAGCAGCACCAACAACAUGGGUGCGAGCACAUUCUCUACGAUAUCUCACUCCGAGGCAAAGCCACAGAGCCGUCCCCUCUUUGGCGAGGCCAACAAGAACGCGCCCCCCUUGUUCUCCAAGCCCUCAGGACCUUUCAACUCUCCCAGCCCCGUUCGCAGCACACAACCCGCCCAGCCCAGCCUUCUCAGGCCACAAGAGGGACCCCGGACUGCCAGCACCCCCGUCCUCAACAAGAGCCAGCUCCUCGGCGCCAGCACUACCCCCAAGGGCCCUCCACCAGUCGACCCCAACGUGGCUGCCCAGCGCAAGUUCGCCGCCAAGAAGGAGGCCGAAGCUCAAGCGCUCGUCGACCCCGAAGACGAAGGUAUCCAACAACUGCUUGCCGCCGAUGUCGAGCCUACCCUCGCUAUGAACGAGUUCCUCGUCGUCGACUCCAAGCUUGAGACCCAUCGCUCCCCCUCAUCCAAACCCUCCUCCGAAGUUCCCGCCGCAGUCGAGACGCUAUGGCGGGAUAUCAACCGCAUGGCCGACCGUCUCGGUCUCAACUCGCGCUCUUUGGCGUCAUUUAUUCAUGGUCAUACCCAGUUCGCCAAGAAAGGUGGCCGCACAAAGGAAGACCUCGAAACCCCCGAGGACUGGGUACUCCUGGAAGCUUCAGAGCUUACUAGGCUCAUCGACGGCCAGUUGACUCAGGAGUUGGAAGAGGGUCGUAUCAAGGAUGUUGCGGAAACACAAGGGACGCUGGAUAAGAUAUCUCGGGAGCUGAGGACCAUGCGUGCCAAGGAAGAGGAUAUGCGCAAGCUCUUCGCUACCCAGACGGACCCUGAGCAAAUCGCCACUAUCAAGGCGCAGCCGCUCAGCAGGGAGCAGAGCGUGCAGCAGGCCGAGCUUCGCAGGGCAUACGCUCAGUUCACGAAGCAAUUAGCAGAAGCCGAGGCGGCGUUGGUUCUACUAAGGACCAAGAUCGCCGCUAGGGCUGCCGAAAAGGGAGCUGUCUCUGCCGCUGGCGGAACCGCAAGGGUACCGACAGUCGAAGCCGUCAUGCGAACCAUUCAAAAGAUGACGACCAUGGCUGAGAAGAGGAGCGGCGAUGUGGAUCUACUAGAGGCGCAGAUCCAAAGACUUAAACUGUCUUCCCAAUCCCGCGAGACGUCGGAGGGUAGAGAGGGCACACCCACACUUAACCCACUCAAGGCUAGCACUGCCAGCCUGAGAAGCUCCAUGACGUUUACCCCAAGAGACUCAAUCAGGAGUAUUAGGAGCGAGUCCUCACAGUCUCUCUUUUCUGCAUCGGUCAGGAGCACCACGCCGGGAACUAGUGCCGCCCCUAGCCCCAGUCCGAGGAAGAAGGUGAGCAUGUUUACCGAGGAAGAGAGGAAGGAGAUUAGGGCGAGGGAAACGAGGAGGAAGGGCAAGCUCGCGCUGUUGAGGAAGGCGUUGGAGAAGCAAGGGCCGAGGGUGGAGAGGUUGGGUGAUGAUGAUUGA